Molecule: messenger RNA, 3326 nt
Organism: Leptopilina heterotoma
Lineage: Eukaryota; Metazoa; Arthropoda; Insecta; Hymenoptera; Figitidae
Product: protein arginine N-methyltransferase 9-like
Exons: 9
Coding region: 194-2506 (770 amino acids)
Biological process (GO): peptidyl-arginine methylation
Molecular function (GO): protein binding; protein-arginine omega-N monomethyltransferase activity
Source: RefSeq, a predicted model, not a curated record
GCAAAACGCUACCAUGGGACUCCAGCCUUAUUAUUUUAUAUGACAAAUAAAAUAUUAUUCCAGUUUUAGUGAUUUUCGUUUAAUCUUUCAGUAUUUGCAGAACAAUUCAGUGAAUUAAAAAUGAUAGUAAACUUUUAAUCGUCUUUGUCUCAAUUAUUAAUAACAAGGAAAUUUAAUUUAUAGAUUAUUAAAAAUGCAAGCUGAAGUUAAAGCGAUAGUUGAGCAAUCAUUAAAAAAAGCUCGAGAACAUGAUUCAAGAGGAAAUGUUGGUCAAGCUUACGCUUAUUUUACAGCAGUUGUUGAAUUAUCGCCUCAAAAUCGUUCAACAGUGGAAAAAGAAUUUACAGAUGUUUUAUGUGAAUGGGGCAUGCAAUUGGAACAAAAUAAUCGAAUGAAAGAUGUUAUAAAAUGCUACGAACAUUCUUUAGAACAUUAUCCAAAAAAUUCACGAAUGCUCAAUAAUUUUGCUGCCCAUCUUUUAAGGAACGAAGAACCGACGAAGGCGAUAAAAUAUCUGAAACAAGCUCUGGAGGCCGACCCAAAUUUUCUACCAGCCGAGAGAAAUUUACAAAAUGCUUACAGUAUGGCAGUCGAUCGUUGGCAUUUUCCAAUGCUCAAUGACAAACAGCGGAAUCAUGCUUUCGAUAAAGCGAUAAGAAAAAAAGUCGCCCUCGAUUAUGACACGGUACUUGACAUUGGCACUGGUACAGGUUUAUUAAGUUUAUACGCACGUGACGCUGGUGCAAAGAAAAUUUACGCCUGCGAAAAUUCCUCAACAAUGACGGAAAUUGCCAAAAAUGUAUUACACGAAAAUAAUGCAACACAAGUGAAAUUAAUUCCAAAAAUGUCCACGGAUCUACAAAUACCGGAAGAUAUUCCUGAAAGAGUUAAAUUAAUCGUGACGGAAACGUUUGACGCCGGUCUCUUUGGCGAACUCGUUGUUCCAACAUUAAUUGACGCCCACGAGAGACUUUUAUCCGAUGGAGGAAUUGUAAUACCCUCAAAUGCAACACUCUUUGUCGCUGCCAUUGAAUGUGAAUAUAUUCGAUUUCGCUCGUCAGUAAGAUUUCACAAUGUUAAUCAACAUUUCGGUGUGUUGAAUUUCAAAAAAAUUUCCCUCCUACCCGACGAGUCAUAUUACGAUACGGAAAAUUUGCAAAAUGUAAAAAUUUCCCACAUCACUGAACCGCGUGAUAUUUUACAUGUAAAUUUCAAUGAUCACGAGGAAUUAUCAUCAUUCACUGUGGACGGUUUAAAAAAUUUCCUUCACAUUGAAUGUCGUUACGAUGGAAUAAUUGACGGUCUCGUUGCAUGGUUUAAAUUGCAUCUUGACGAAGAAAUAACAAUAGAUUCGUCACAGGGUAAAACAUGUUGGCAAAUUGCCGUUUUUCCCUCAAUUCCAAUGAAUUGUGUUCAAGGUGAUAAAAUAUUUAUUUCCGCCGAAAUGGCGUCAAAUAAAUUGAGAUGUUUCUAUACGAGAAAAAAUUGUUCCGAAGAAAUUGACGAGGAAAUUAUUUUUCACGUGAGCAAAGAAGUGAUUAUGUUUUUAAAUGAUAGAAAAUAUAUUUCGUCGUUGAUAAAUGAGGCUUUGAAUGAAAGUGAUGAAGUUGAAACUAUUUUGGAUACUUGUCCAUUUCCAAUUUAUGGACUAACUGUGAUGAAAAAUAAUUCUAAUUGUAAAAUUUUAUAUUAUCAAAGUGACGAUUUGAUGCUUUGCACGUGUAUUAAUAAAGUAUUUGAGGACAAUCAAAUUAAAGGGGAAAUUCGUUUUAUUAACGAUUUCAGCGAAAUUCAUUCAAAAUUGGAUAGAAUUUUUAUUCACAAUUUUGAUAUUAAAGGCGAAAUGAAGGAUUGGGGACAGGAAAGUUAUCACGAUUCUUUCAGUUGUUUACUAAAUCCAAAAGGUAGUUUAUUACCGUCUAAAAUAUUUCUAAUGGGCCAAUUAGUAUUUUCUGAAGAUUUGCCAAAAAUGGUUAGAGUUAAAAAUUCAAAUCUUCAAGGGCAUGACAUAAAUUCGGAAAAGAAUUCUGACGAUGAUAAUUCUUCUGAAAGUAAUUCAACUAUUUUAGACGAGAGUAAUACAAAUUACAAAAUUGCUGAAUUUAUCAACGAGUACAAAAUUAAUCAAGUAUUUGAUUUGAAUUCGAGUCUUUAUCAGCACGAAAUAAUGUCCGAGGUGAAAGAACUUUUGGAAAUGGACGAAACUGAAAUACGCGAGUGUGUUGUUAAUUUUGGAAAAUUUCAAGCAACGAAGAAAUUACCAAAUGCUCUAUUAAUUUGGUACAGAAUUCAUUUGUCUGAAAAUAAUGUGUGCGAAACAAAACGAGACGAUUCAUUUAUGAAUCAUAUGGCUGUGGUAUUAGACGACGAAAUAAAAAAUUCCGUUCAAUGUGACAACGAAGUAGCUAUUAAAAUUCUUCAAAUGAGAGAUUUAAUUCGUAUCAGUGUUGAAAGGGUCAAGGGAAAUAAUCAAAAUGUUUGGAAAUCAGGGGAAAAAGGAAAUUAAAUUUUUGUGGCACACCCUGAUUUUCGAAAAGAAAACUACAUUCCAUUCAUUAUACUGAAGAAUUAAGAAACAACUCUGCUUUCUUAGAAAAAUAUUUUCUAUAUUUAAAUUUGUUAAUUAAAAUAUAAUUGAUUUACAUUGUGCUUUCUUUAUCGUGCUGUCGUGCAAGUCACAUUGAAGAGUAAAAGUCUUAGAAGAAUCAGUUUCGCCAAAAAUUAGUCGCCAAUCAUCAUCAAGUGAUAGCGACACAUCCUCCAAUUGUAAAAAAGCGGGAGAGGAAGGUGGAAAAGGCCUACAAGAAUAAAGUUUUGCUAAGGAAAGAGAGGGCAACUGAUAAAGUAAAGGAAAACACGAUAGCAUUAGCACGAUACAGAGAGAUGAACUGAAAAUUAGACCGAAGAAGACAGAAAAUACAUGGUACUUCUAGAGCAGAUGAAAUUUCCGAGAAAUCGGAAGAAAAUGAAGAAUAUCUUUUACAGCAUGGUUCUAAACAUCGUCAUAAAAUUUAUUACUGUUACAAGAAAGGGAAUAAUCUUCGAUAUAGGAGAGACAACGUCGCGAAAGAAAUCGGUCAGUUGACUGGUAAAUUGAGAGAAUGCGUCAGUUGCAACAUUAUAAUAGAAUCGAGAAGAGAGUUGUAUAAACUUCAAGAGAAGCUUGAUUAUGAAAUAAGGCAAAAUGAUUUACUCAUCGAUAAACUGAAAUGCCAAGAAAAAAUGAUCUAUUAGUUUCUUGGCGUCAGGUAUUUAAACUAGAAAUUUAAAUACUAGGACACAUACAUGUUUACUACUUUAAACGCCCAUUUUUAAAUUUACAUAUC